Cicer arietinum (chickpea) is the source of this 2139-nucleotide messenger RNA. RefSeq names its product heparanase-like protein 1. The record is from RefSeq and is a predicted model, not a curated record. Gene Ontology annotation, molecular function: beta-glucuronidase activity. Gene Ontology annotation, cellular component: membrane; plant-type cell wall. NCBI's taxonomy places the organism in Eukaryota, Viridiplantae, Streptophyta, Magnoliopsida, Fabales, Fabaceae.
GCAAAGGACACCUAACAUAACAUUUUGGAGGCAGAAAGGAACGUGCUGCUCAUGAAGAAAUAAAAAACAUCCUCUGCUCUGCUGAAUCAAAUUAAUCGUGAGUUGUUGUUUUUGUUUGUUAGUGUCUGAGACAGGUCUUAUUCAUUCAACUACUACAAUCACCACAACGCUUUCAUUUGAUCCUUUCCUUCUCAAUGUGGAUUACUCAAACGCUACCAAACUUCCCUUUUUUCUUCAUUAUUAUUGGUGGGUUAUGCUUCUUACCUUGAGCUUCACUCUUUUCAUUAAUGGUUGAUCAAAAACGAGGUUGAGCAAAUUAAUUUGGACAAGUUGAGUUGGGUUUGGAUGCUGCUGCAAUUGAUCUACAAAUUGAUGGGAUUCCACUUGGCCUUGUUUCUUUUUCUGGCUUCUCUUCGCUUGACUUUAACUCAAGAUAUUGAACAUGGUUUAAUUGUAGUAGAUGGAGUUCAAGCAAUUGCUGAAAAUGAUGAUAACUUCAUUUGUGCUACUAUUGAUUGGUGGCCUCAUGAUAAGUGUGACUACAAUUAUUGCCCUUGGGGAUAUUCAUCUGUUGUCAAUUUGGACUUGUCUAAUCCAAUCCUUGCAAAGGCAAUACAAGGUCUCAAGCCUUUGAGGAUAAGAAUUGGAGGUUCUCUGCAAGACCAAGUUGUGUAUGAGGUAGGAAGUUUGCAGUCUCCUUGUCAUCCAUUUCAAAAAAUGAAAGGUGGGUUGUUUGGAUUUUCAAAGGGAUGCUUACAUAUGAAAAGGUGGGAUGAGCUGAAUCAUUUUUUCAACAAGACAGGGGCCAUUGUGACUUUUGGCUUGAAUGCACUCCUUGGGAGACACCAGAUUAAUCACACCGUUUGGGGAGGAGAUUGGGACCCUACAAAUACUUAUGAUUUAAUAAACUACACUGUUUCAAACGGAUACAAAAUUGAUUCAUGGGAGUUUGGUAAUGAGUUGAGUGGUAAAGGCAUUGGUGCAAGUGUUGGUGCUGCACAAUAUGGGAAGGACUUGAUAAAGCUUAAACAAAAUUUACACACACUAUACAAGAACACCAAGCUCAAACCUUCACUUAUAGCACCUGGAGGAUUCUAUCAAAAGGAGUGGUUUGAUAAGCUUCUUCAGGUUUCAGGUUCAGGCGUUAUCGACGUGAUGACUCAUCAUGUAUAUAAUUUGGGCCCAGGUAAUGAUGAGCAUCUUGAUAAGAAGAUUCUAGAUCCUGCGCGCUUGAGCAAGGUUGAAUCAAUUUUUAGCAAUCUUUCAGAAACCAUUCAAAAACAUGGUCCCUGGUCGGUUGCAUGGGUUGGAGAAGCCGGCGGGGCAUUCAACAGUGGCGGUCGUUAUGUUUCUAACACAUUUGUGAAUAGCUUUUGGUACUUAGAUCAACUUGGAAUAGCAUCCAGAUACAACACUAAGGUCUAUUGCAGGCAGACCUUAAUUGGAGGAAACUAUGGCCUUCUUAAUACAUCCACUUUCACUCCCAAUCCUGACUACUACAGUGCACUUUUGUGGCAUCAACUCAUGGGGAAGAGUGUUCUUGCAGCUUCUAGUGACGUUUUUUCACCAUUUUUACGCACAUAUGCACAUUGUUCAAAAGACAGAGAUGGAGUAACAAUACUACUAAUCAACUUAAGCAACCAAACUAAUUUCAUACUCACCGUUCACGACCGUGCCGUGAAUGUCAGUAAUGGAGGAAAUGAAGAUGCUAAAGACAGCAUCCGUAUAGAUAAUUCAUUCUUUAGCCAUCUCAAGAGGGCAUUUUCUUGGAUUGGAACAAAAGGAUCAGAUGUCAUAUUCAGGGAGGAGUAUCAUUUAACUCCAAAAGAUGAUUACCUUAGAAGCCAAAUCAUGUUGCUGAAUGGUAAUCCACUAGAGUUAACAGAUGAUGGAGAGAUUCCUAGAUUGGAUCCAGUACUGAAUAAUGUACAUUCUCCAAUAUAUAUUGCUCCUUUAUCCAUUGCAUUUAUUGUUUAUCCCAACUUUGAUGCUCCAGCUUGUGUUGGAAACAGCAAAUUUUAAUUAAAAAAAAAAGGUUUAUUAAAUCUUGUAGAAGAGUGAGUAUUAGGAAGUAGCUGGAUAUUUUUCUUCACAGCAAAGUUGCAACCACCUUAGCAAUAAUGAAGUAGUUUUAAUUUA